GGGUCAAAGAAAUACUCACAGACAAACGUUGAUCGUUGAACCGCUGACAUGUUCCUACAGAAGCUGCUGCUCUACCUGAGCACAGCCGGCUUACUCUGUUAUAUGGCGACGCUUUACAUCACAUUAAAUGUACUACAUCUCUUUUUCCCAAACUUCGUCAAGAGGGUAAUUCUCAAAAUAGGCGAGAGGACCACCAUGACCCAGAAUCAGUCAUUUAAGUACGAGGACUGGGGGCUGACCUUACUGUCCACCACCUUCGUCAAGACUGCGUUAAAAAACAGUUGGACGUCCCUGAGACAGGAGGCUUUUGUCGGGAAGCCAGCUCCGGACACUCCUGUGGUGACCAUAGACGGGGAGAAAACCAGCCUGUUGAAAUUUCUGAGACACAACAGACCACUGGUGCUGAGUUUCGGGAGCUGCACCUGACCCCCGUUUAUGUACAAACUUGAUGAGUUCAAGCAGCUCGUCAAGGAUUUCAGCGACGUAGCAGACUUUUUGGUGGUCUAUAUCGCUGAGGCUCACUCAACAGAUGGUUGGGCCUUCAACAACAACAUUGACAUCAAGCAGCACCGCACCCUGGAGGACCGGCUGUCUGCAGCACGGAUCCUGGUUGAAAAGGAUCCACUGUGUCCCGUGGUGGUGGAUGAUAUGAGUGAUGACACUGCCAAUAAGUAUGGUGCUCUGCCGGAGAGACUUUACAUGCUUCAGGCAGGAAAAGUUAACUACAAGGUGAGAACUGUGCAGACUUAAGACAAGUCAGUCUAA
Molecule: messenger RNA, 765 nt
Organism: Cynoglossus semilaevis (tongue sole)
Lineage: Eukaryota; Metazoa; Chordata; Actinopteri; Pleuronectiformes; Cynoglossidae
Gene: dio1
Product: iodothyronine deiodinase 1
Exons: 3
Biological process (GO): thyroid hormone metabolic process
Molecular function (GO): thyroxine 5'-deiodinase activity
Source: RefSeq, a predicted model, not a curated record